Messenger RNA from Glycine soja, 1722 nucleotides. RefSeq names its product IST1-like protein. Lineage: Eukaryota; Viridiplantae; Streptophyta; Magnoliopsida; Fabales; Fabaceae. The transcript is spliced from 7 exons. The record is from RefSeq and is a predicted model, not a curated record. Gene Ontology annotation, biological process: protein transport. Bases 186 to 1502 code for a protein of 438 amino acids.
UCGACAGCACAGGAACAGGACAGGCUCGGUGCAGUGCAUAGGAUUCCAGUAGAAGUAGAAGCUUCAUUCUCAUAACGGCUACAUUUUCCCACAAAAAUAAUUUCCUUUUUAGAAGACCGUUACUCUUAUCUUGUCUUCUCUUUCUCCCCUUAAACCCCGAUCCAUUACUCUCCUCCACCAUCACCAUGACGGUCGCCAGCACCAAGAGACUCUUCAAGAUCACGCUCUCUCUCCUCCGCCUCGGCUUCAACUCCUCCAAAUGCAAAACGGCAGCCAAGAUGGCCGUGGCCAGGAUCAAGCUGCUGAGGAACAAGCGAGAGGUGGUCGUGAGGCAGAUGCGUCGCGACAUUGCUCUUCUUCUCCAGUCUGGUCAAGACGCCACCGCUCGCAUCAGGGUUGAGCAUGUCAUGAGAGAGCAAAAUGUUUUGGCUGCAAAUGAGUUCAUUGAACUCUUCUGUGAAUUAGUGGUGGCCAGGCUCGCAAUCAUUUCAAAGCAAAAGGAAUGUCCAGCAGAUUUGAAAGAAGGAAUUGCUAGCUUGAUAUUUGCAGCCCCUAGGUGCUCUGAAAUCCCAGAACUUGUGGCACUUAAGAAUAUCUUUGAGAAGAAAUAUGGGAAAGAUUUUGUAUCUGCAGCUGUUGAUCUAAGACCUAGCUGCGGUGUAAAUCGCCAGUUGAUCGAAAAGCUCUCAGUACGAACACCACCUGGUGAAGUAAAAUUGAAAGUGUUGAAGGAAAUAGCUAAGGAACAUCAUAUUGAUUGGGAUACUACAGAUAGCGAGAAAGAACUUCUCAAGCCUCCAGAAGAGCUAAUAGUAGGGCCAAGUGCUUUUGUCAGUGCCAGCAGCCUACCAGUGAAGCCUUCUACAGUUAUGUCGGUGGAUUCAAAUAAACCCGCUACUAGAUUAUCGAGGGGUGGAAAACCCGAUGCCGAGCAUUACAAAGAUUCUAAGUCUGCUGCCGAAGCAGCAGCUGAGGCAGCUAAGCAAGCAAUUGCUGCUGCUGAAGUUGCUGCUUAUAUGGCUAUGAAGGACUAUAAUAAUGAAGCUCCUCAACCAUAUGCUUACAAUGAUAAGUUGUAUAACUCAGGAGUCAACUCUGGGACCUUCCAAUCAAACAAUCCUGCAAAAUGCACCCUGAACAUGACACCUAAAUCUUUAACUGAGGAGAAAAUGUACAGGUCACAGAGCUUACCAAGAUCUGAUCAUAUGAACAAUGAGGAGGAUGCAUUGCCUAACCAAUAUGGUGGAAAUGAUUAUAGGAGGCACAGCUACCAUCCAGCUUCCGCACAUUCAGAUAUUAAGUUUGAUGAAUCAAGUUGUGAUGAAGAAAUUGAAGCAGAAGAGCCUCCUCCGGUUACUAUGCCCCCUAAUCGGCUUCCACCACCGGUACCCUCAUCUCUGGCUAAACAGGAAAGCCACAUUCGUGUUCAUCCCAAAUUGCCAGAUUAUGAUGAACUUGCUGCCCGCUUUGAUGCACUAAAAUUCAAGAAGUCACAAUCCUGAACCCACUUUAGCAACCAACCGUUUAUGAAUCUAUUAAAUUAAUUUAUACACAAUAAAUACAUAUAAGAAUAGUAUAUUUUGUUAUAUAGAGAUACUAAGAAUGUAUUGGAUGCUAAACUUUGCUAUGUAUGGUUCUGCCUCAGCAUGUUAUAGUUGUUUCUGGUAUAGUAUUAUUUUCUUCGUUUCGAUUCUCAAUAAUAAUAUUCCAUCAUUCUGACUA